GGACAGUAAAAGUGGAGACUGGUCUGGUUCCUGUUUCCAGUGCACCCAACUGGUGAAAAUAAGUAGACAGAAACCUGUCUAAACUUCCGUAACAGUAGCCACUGCCUAUUGCAAUAUAAAGCUGGGAUGUUUUCAUUCAUGGCAACUUAGUGAAAUUGAUGACAACAUUAAGAUGGCACAACGCAGAAGACGAAACUCCUCGGAUGAUGUGCUCAUCAUAAGUGAUGACCCGUCACCAACAUUUGUUGAUCUGACUCAAGAAUCUCCAGCUGGUGCUAGCUCUAGCAACACAAAUCAAACAAGUCAAGCUGCUCAUUUCUUUUCAUCAUCUAAUUAUGAGACUGUUGACCUCACCUGUGGAGAUACCUCACCAGUUAUGCUAGAUCCAGUAAUUGUACCUCCAAGUUCAAGAAGAAGAAGAAGUCGCCGUUUGCAGUCAGCAGCACGGCGUCAUAGCCCCUAUUCUACCAACAAUGAUAUCACCAUAGAGAGUGAUGAGGAAAAUGAUGUGCAGGUUUUGUCUCCUGUCGAUGUCAAUAAUGCCUUACCAUGGCCUGAAUUGUCAAGUGAGGUUGCCACUCCGCCUGAUAUGAUUGGUACUCCAGGUAGGAAGCAAGUUAAAUGUCCUGUGUGCAUGGACAAUGAAACACAGAUUCGUGCCAAUGGUCUUCAACUUAACUCAACCAUCUGUGGACAUAUUUUUUGUAAUAGAUGUAUCAGGCGUGCAGUACAAAGCCAACACCGGUGCCCAACAUGUCGAACAAAACUCACAAUGCGACAGAUUCAUCCAAUAUUUCUAUGACAGCAAAUCAAAAUGAUGCAUUUAGUUUCUAUUGAUUUAAAGAGCACCCUUUUUUCUGACCAGAAGGUGGCAGAUGAAGAUUAGUAACAAAACCAAGAUUUAGCUGUGUGUGUCAUGUAUUUGUAGUUUAACUUGUAGGUGUAAAUUAUAACUUAAAUAAAAAAAAUACAUAUAAGUUCUGUCAGUUGUUUGUCAUUUAUUCCCGUGGGUUUUGAUUAUCUGUCCAAACAUUGGUCUCAAAUGAAGAUAGUGUAGUUUUUGUUUACAUGUAUAUGUUUGAAAUCAGAAGUGUUUGUAAUAGUGGCCAGGAUGUUUACAUCCAUCACAAACCUCACUGUUAUUGUUAAUGAAUUAUGUUGAAUUAAACACAUUUUAUACUAUCUACAAAGAGUAAAUUUUCAAAAAUAUGUCAAAAGGCUGACAACUGAUGAUUUCUUUAUUGAUGUCUAUGUCUAACGGAAGUUAUUGUGGGGGAUUUUUUAAUCUUCAGUUGAUUGUGCCUGUCAAAAUUUUUCAUUAUAAAUGUCUCAUCUGAACUCCAUUAUUGUUUGUUUUAUUUUGUUCUGUUUUGGGCAAGAAUGCUUCCUCCACUUAAACCUAACACUGUUCUGUAACAGAAUGAAACACAUUUUUGUGUCUAAAUACAACCCAACAUUUUGUGUAUAACUAUGAAAACAAAUUUUAGUUACUUUCCACAUUAUUUGUACAAUAUUAAAAUAAAAUUCACCCCUUGCUAGGAAGCAAAUUGAAUUUUUAGAAUUUUGUAUUUGAAUACCUUCUGUCCCUUGUUGGAUAGACUUUUUUUCAGGCUAAGUAUCGUACCAGAUGUAGGAAAGUGUACCGUGAUAGAGUUCCAGGGAAGCCAUUUCCGACGAACAUUUUUUAAUGUGUAACCUAUGCAAGGUGCACUUUUCUUGACAACAUCUGUUUUCUGAAAACAACAUUUGUCUGGCAGACUGGACUCCUAUUUGUAUUAGACAUGUCGUCCUUUUUUCCCAGAGCAGAGUGAAUUCUUACACCAACUGACUUGUACAACCCCCAAAUGACUUGUCCUGUGUUUAUUCAUUCUUUCUCAUCAGUGAUUACAUUUUACAAGAUGAUUAAUGGGCAGCUGUAUGAAGGAAGAUUAAUGUUUGCUUUUUAAGAUUUAUAACUAUAUUUUUGUUUUUCAUGCACAGUUUUCCCUCACCUUGGGAAAGCUGCUCAAGUUUUACUCAAACAUCUAAAGUACCCCCAGAAGUGUGUGUGUUUACAAAUGUUGCUUGAAGUUAUGAUGUCAGGAUUUUUGUGAGAUGUAGUUUGAAGCCAUAAGGUAUACUUGCAAUGCAUUUAUUGCAUACACGUUUCGAAUGGGCUUUAUCCAUGCAAGUCUUUUGCAAGAAAUAAUUACUACAAAUAGUUAUCGUUCUGUGGAAUAUAGGGAUAAGGUUUAAAAAUACAACUUUUUUCAGUUCAAUCUUUAAAGUAAGUUUUUGACUGAAAAGUGAAAUCAGUCAUUCACCAAAUAAAUGUAAAUUUGUAUUUGACUGAGUUAAAUGUUAAAUAUUUAUGGCAAAUAUAAAACUACGUCUUACUUAAUUUACCAAAACCUCAAAGGAAACAUAGUUGAUUUCUGUUUCCUUUUGUUUAACCAUGAAUUUCAUUUGCACAGUGUAAAAUGUAAUUUUUUUUUACCAUUUAAUUGUGUUUCAUGAGCAUAUUUUUGAAGUUAAUUUCUUCUGAACUGACAAAUCAGUAAGUUCCUCAAGAACUAUUAUUUUUAAAAUCCUGAAAGGAUUUCCCGGAGUUCGUCUAGAAAGAAAAUUAAUAAUUAAUUUUUA
Molecule: messenger RNA, 2622 nt
Organism: Acanthaster planci (crown-of-thorns starfish)
Lineage: Eukaryota; Metazoa; Echinodermata; Asteroidea; Valvatida; Acanthasteridae
Product: E3 ubiquitin-protein ligase RNF4-like
Source: RefSeq, a predicted model, not a curated record